Teleopsis dalmanni is the source of this 828-nucleotide messenger RNA. RefSeq lists its product as uncharacterized. Lineage: Eukaryota; Metazoa; Arthropoda; Insecta; Diptera; Diopsidae. The record is from RefSeq and is a predicted model, not a curated record. The transcript is spliced from 2 exons. Bases 295 to 753 code for a protein of 152 amino acids.
GGUGAUGACCUGUAUGUUUCCAAUGUUUGGUAUUUCAAUUCUUUGAAGUUCUUAAGGGCUAUUCCGGAAAAAGCUCCACCGAUUGACUACGCAUUAAAUGACAGUUCUAAGCAGACACAAUCCAAUGGGCAUUUACGAAAAAAAAACGAAGAAAGAAAUGAGAUUAUAUCAGAAGCUAUUUCGCAUCUGCCAAGCUCUAAAGAAAUAAAACUAGAUGAAGCAAAUGCUUUAAGUACUUCCUGGGAAGUUCAGUACAGGAAUUUGGAGCGCAAUCAGCAAAUAUAUGCCAACAAAAUGAUCAAUGAAGUUCUUUACCAAGCGACGCUAGGUAACUUAAAUGAAUAUUCCUAUAAAGUAAUUGAACAUCAACAACCAGGUGUAAGAACAAUUUCGUCAGUGGGUCCCAAUAUCCGAAGUUUUACAGUUUCUACAAAUACUAUACCGAAAUAUGAAUUAGAAUCUGAAGUAGAUGAACAUUCAAUAGAUACAAUUUUGUCUACUUCUCCAUAUAAUAAGCAUGAAUCUACAUUCAAAACAGUUAAACGAAAACAGACACGUAUACGAACAGUUUCAUCAGGGAAUUCCAGUAUGUCGAACUAUUCCGCUACUGUUUCACCUGAAGUUAUACAUGUAAAUUCAACCAGAUAUGCUGCGUCACCUUCUCCAGAGUCCUUUAGUCCACAGUUGGAUGUGUUGCAGCCUGAUGUAGCUUGCAACAACCUGAAAUAUGACAGCAUUUCAUUAGACGACUAAUUUUAGUAGUUCAUAUUUGCUUAAUUUAUUCAAUUUAUUUGUAUAAUACCUAAUUCUAAAAUAUGCAAAAUUCUU